Triticum aestivum (bread wheat) is the source of this 3173-nucleotide messenger RNA. Its product is annotated as probable E3 ubiquitin ligase SUD1. The record is from RefSeq and is a predicted model, not a curated record. Lineage: Eukaryota; Viridiplantae; Streptophyta; Magnoliopsida; Poales; Poaceae. The transcript is spliced from 9 exons. Gene Ontology annotation, cellular component: endoplasmic reticulum membrane. Gene Ontology annotation, biological process: ERAD pathway. Bases 99 to 2813 code for a protein of 904 amino acids. Gene Ontology annotation, molecular function: zinc ion binding.
UCGGCCGAGGAAGCGAGAGAAAGAGGAAGCGCACGGAAGGUGUCUUGUUCCGAGAAGGGGGAGGGAGAGACCAGAGACCAAGGGAAGCUUCGCCGAGGAUGGCUGCCGUCGUCCCUCCGCCAGAGACUGCGCUCUCCUCCGCGGCGGAUGGCUCGGAUGACGAAGAUGGGGACCAGUGCCGCAUCUGCCGCUUCCCCGCCGAGGCGGAUCGCCCCCUGCGCCGCCCCUGCGCCUGCAGCGGCAGCAUCAGGUUCGUCCACGACGACUGCCUCCUCCGAUGGCUCGCCACCAGCCGCCAAUCCCGGUGCGAGGUGUGCAGCCGCGAGAUCACCAUCAGCCCUCUCUACGCUCCAAACGCUCCUGCGAGGCUGCCCCUCUCCGAAUUCAUGCUCGGCUUGGCCAACAAGGUCAUGGGCUGGGUUAUCGUGCUGCUCUCCCUCGUCGUCGCGGUCCUCGUCUGGGAAUUCAUCAUGCCCGUCACCACUCUCUGGACAUGGCGCCUCGCUCUCUCCAGGAGCUUUGCUCAAGUGCGACACCUGCUCUCCCUCCGUCUCUCCGCCACCUCCUUCGCAGAUGGGUUCUACAGGUUCAGGUUCAUGCCUUCCGUGGAUACCAUAUUCGCCUGUGUUUCUAUCAGAAGAGCCUUCGUCAGGGACCUUGGCCAUUUUAGACAGCUUAACGGGCUUGCCAGAAUUGGUGCUGAUGCUGUUGCUCCAUUUGCUCUCUGGGUUGCUCGCCUGGAAACUCACCUUCAGAACAGAUUUGGGGGAUUGGAUAGCCUGCAAGUCCUUGCGCUGCAUACCGUGGAAGCUUCCUUGAUGGUGGUGAUAAUAGUUGAUAUAGGCAUUGCUUUCAUGUUUGGUUUUGUUCCGUUCACGUUGGGAAGGAUAAUCCUAUGGUGUGUUUCAUGUUUCAAUUUUGGAAAUGUGGAUGAUGUCAACUCAUACGCUUCAACAGCUUAUAUCAUUUUAAUUGGAUAUGGAUUCAUCUUUUCACUGGGUGUAACUUUUGCUGGGAUGCAUACUUUCCAUCAAUACUCAAGGGGAGAGCGCCUUCUGAUUGCCAUUUUCUUCAAGAUCUUGGCUGAUGGGAUAUGCUGGUUGUUGAGCCCCUUUAGAUGGCUGCAUCGUAUACAUGUAAUGGUCCGCAAGACAUUCUCUCUCUGCCAGAUGUUCUUCAGAGGGAUCGCAAAUUUGAUCACUUUUGCCAACUUUUCUCUUAAUGUCAUAAACAUGGUUAUAGUAUUUCCCUUGCUCUUUGGCUGGUCUCUUGAUAUCUGUACUUCGAAAAUGUUUGGUGCAACAAUACAUCAAAGGUUCAAACUUCUGUGGACUUCAUCCUUUUCUUCUAUUAUUCUACAUUGGCUUACUGGAUGCAUCUUUUUGAUACUACGCUCCAAGUUGUCCAGUCUUCUUCGCCCGAUAUUGAGGCCAGGAGUUAGUAUUCCAUUUGUCCAUCUUGCUGAAGAGCAUAAUGUGAAACUAUCCAUGCGCGAACCAUUUUAUAUUAUUUCUUUCAAGAAGCUUCCUCGUCUUUUUGCUGGCAUUAUCAAUGUUGGUAUGGUCUUUCUUGUUCCCGUUCAAAUCGCUGGUGGAUUGGCACCUAAGUUGUUCCCAUUAGAUAUCACCUACUUCGAUCCUCCUACUAAGGGCACAUCAUUUUGGCAAGCGCCACGGACCUAUGCAGAGUUACUUUCUGGCAUUGUUUUUCUGAGCUUUCUCAUUUGCAAUACACUCAAAUACCUUCAACCUCACAAACUGGUGGAGAAGAUACUGCGAAAUUGGUUUGCCACUACUGGACAAGCUCUUGAUCUAUUAGAUUUGUUGAUUGUCCAGCCUGAUGGAGCCUGUAGACAUGAGGUUAGUAAUAGUGUUGCACCAAAUGACCAGUAUGGCAGCACUUAUGAAGCUAUGGCUAAUAGGAGAUCUGUUGCAGUUCGAAUGACACUGCUUGUUGUGCUAGCAUGGUUGACUGUUGUGAUAUUCAACACUGUUGUGCUUAUCUUUCCAAUCUCAGUUGGGCGUGCAUUAUUGUUGGCCAUCCCUCAGCUGCCAGUAGCAGGCGGAUUUAAGUUCAAUGAUCUGUUUGCAUUUGCUGUUGGAUUUUGCACCAUAUCAACUAUUAUUGCCGCCUCUAGAGAAUCAUUUGUCAACAUGACUUCUGGGAGAACAUGCCUUCUAGCUUCUGUCAUCUGCAAGUGGGGUAUAACAGCUCUGAAGAGCUCUCCUCUUUUGUUCAUAUGGAUUGUUAUCAUUCCCAUUCUGAUAGGACUGCUGGUUGAUUUUCUCCUGAUAUCACCCUUCAAGUUUCUGGUUGAUUUUCUAGUGAUGUCACCCUUCAUUGUGCCUGCUGAUGACAUUCCAGUUCUCGACCUUUUCAGCAUUUGGUUCCUGGGGCUGCUAUUGCUGAAAUUCUGGACUAAUUUGGCUCAUUGGACAAGGGACGCGCCUUUCCUGGCUCAUUUCAUUGAUGGAAGAUGGGACUGGAAGCUUACUCGAGCAAAGGACGAUGGUUUUGCAGGGUUGAGGACAAAGUGGGUCUUUCAAGAUAUAUUGAUGCCUGUCACCAUGAAGCUAGUGAUUGUUCUAGGUGUUCCUUAUGUGCUUGCGAAGGGCCUUUUCCCAAGGUUUGGUUACUCUGCUGCGGUGAACUCGGCGGUGUACCAUUUCGCAUGGCUGGGCAGCCUCGCCUUGUGUGGGCUCUGCUACCUUGCCAAGGUAUUCUGGGGUGCCCUGGUGAAACUCCACGAUUCUAUCAGGGAUGAGCGCUAUAUUAUAGGGCAGAGGCUGCAAGACUACACUGACAACAGCUGAAGGCCCUUCUCCUUGCAAGUUGCAACUCAGUUUUCUAUAGUAGUUAGGUUUAAACAGAACAACAGUCGGCGCCAGGAAGCGAAGAGGCCGUGUUACUGAUGGAGAUGAUACAGUGAGAUGUCGCAGAGGUAGCUUGCUUGUAAAUAUGGAUGUAGGUUUAGUUGCCAUCAGCUGUUAGUCACGAUCUUGUGCCGGUUUGGUAGGAUGCGGAAUGUUGAGAGUUUGAUCGUUAUCGUGGUUGUAAUAGCCUGUGGUUCUCAGGAAUCUCAUACGUUUUUCUGCGAUCGUCAUUACCCAAGGGCCUUGGUCUGGUGCUGAUUCAGGCAAUGUUAUCAAAUUCCAAGGUUUUCUGCUUGUUUC